Messenger RNA from Brassica rapa (field mustard), 2114 nucleotides. RefSeq names its product nonsense-mediated mRNA decay protein 2. Lineage: Eukaryota; Viridiplantae; Streptophyta; Magnoliopsida; Brassicales; Brassicaceae. The record is from RefSeq and is a predicted model, not a curated record.
CGAUGUUUCUUUGACGGAUAAAUUAUCCAAAUUUCAAAAAAGUCUAUUAUCAUUGACCUUAUGAUGAGCUCCAUUAUCGAUUCACUGAAAUUACGACGAUGUUUCUUUGAUGGAUAAAUUAUCCAAAUUUCAAAAAAGUCUAUCAUUGGGAUUAUCAUGAGCUCCACCAGCCAUGUGAGUGGUGCAAUGUGCAAGAAAGCCUCUCCGUUUACUUUAUUUGUGUAAAUGAACAGUUGCCAAUCAAGUUCACCACAAACAUUAUUUAACAAGUUUUGGACCCAUUGCAUCGAAGUUUCACAUUCACCCAAGGCUCAUGUGUUUUGGGUCUUUAAAUAAUAUAUUUAAGAAAGCCCAAGUCUAAAACAAUCUUUUAAGAUAUCAAAGCUUUCUAUCCACACCUCAUUGCCACAAAACUUCUCAACUCAUGACAAGGAGCUUCUCUCACACACUUUUGCCCCUUUGUAUAAAGCGCGCCAAAACCUCUGUUCUAUUCUAUCACACCAAAGCUGAAUUAACUACCAAAGACUCUUCUUCUCCCCCUCGCUUCUCGUAAUAUUUUAUUUUUGUCUACUUUGGCUGCAAAGAUGUUGGACAUAGCGUAUGAAUUGGUGGGACAAGCCACGUCGAACUCGCUUCUUAUGUUCUGUUUCUGCAACCUCAUCAUAGUCAUAAUCCUCACUGGAUCCUCAAAACCCGGUUCGAUGGAUUCUCAAGAUUACAACACUUUUACUUCCUCUGUGAGCUUCAACAACCUUGCUUCUGAAGAUCAUGAUUGUUGUGGUGAUGAUCAUGAUCAUGAAGAGAUGAUUGUCAUUGAUGUUCAAGAUGAGUCUCUGACCGAUCCCUCCAGCAUUCCAGACGAAUACGAGGACAAAGAAAGCUGCCAUUGUUGUCAUGAUGAUGAUGAUGAGGAGGAGGACGAGGAUGAUGAUGAUGAUGAUGAUGAGAGCAGUGAGGCUGAUGUUGAAGAAGAGGAAGAAGACGAUGAGUUAAGAAAAAGAGCAGAAGAGUUUAUAGCAAAAGUCAACAAUGAGUGGAAGCAUGAGAAGCUUAGAGCUUUGAACUUAGUUUAUUGAUUUUGAUAAAAAAUUUAAACCGUUAGACAUACUUUUUUUUUUUUUUUACCUUUGUGUAACUUUGUACCAUAGUUUUUUCUAAGGUUAAAUAAAGUGUGACAUUAUUUCUAUUUAUCAGUCCUAAUAAUUUCAUACAAACGGUAAUAAGUUUAACUUCUGUAUUUAGCCAACGGCCUUCGUUUAAACACCAUUAUUUUGUAACCACGCCAUACAGGUAUGAGCCGUUGCCUUUUUUUUCUUGUUCCUACAAAUUUUCCAGAGACGGAACAAAAUGAUCAUAAUCAUGGCUCUGUUCUGAUUGAUUUAAAUCUCCACAUUUUUUCUUCUUACAAGACAAUGAUGGAUCCGGAUAUGUUUGCAGAAGAUCCCUCCUUCAAUGAGAAAUUCGACAUUGAUUUCGAAUUCGACGCGCCUCGGUUCUAUGACUUCUCCAAACCGGAACUCGAUUCAGAAACAGAGCUUUGGUUUGAAUCAGCUGGAAACUAUCCUCCUUCACGUAAGAUCUCAAUCUUUUUUGAUAAUUUGAUGGAAAUUUUUGUUCUCUUGACAAUGAUUAUCCCUUUUAAUCUCAGCAUUUAGCCUUAAUCUGAGCUGUAUAUUCGACGAUAAACAUCUCAAGAUCCCCAAACCCGUCUCGGAUAAAUACAACGGUAUUAUACUUAAUUCCUCUGUUUUUUUGCUCUGUUUUCUUGCGACUCAAGGUUUUUAUAUGGUGAUUAGGGUUCAUUUAUUACAACCAAACUGCUAAUUAUCUUCCUAAGUCGACGCAAAAGUCUAAAAACAAACCUUUCUUACGAAAGAACUCGACUUUGACGAGACCCACUGCUUCUUUAUUGGCGAGACAGAACAAACCUCUUGACAUUUACUCUGUUCAGCUUCUCACAAGGUACUAUAACAUGUUUCCUCUUGAGGAGUCUUUUUUUUUUUCCCCUAGCUUCUAUCUAAUUUAAAAUGUUUUGUAGAUGUCAGAGAUCAUUAGGGAAACUCGAAGGCAAGAUCUCAUCCUCUGUUAUAUUAUCAAUGCCUCAAACACAAGAU